Messenger RNA from Cladocopium goreaui, 4695 nucleotides. NCBI's taxonomy places the organism in Eukaryota, Dinophyceae, Suessiales, Symbiodiniaceae. The record is from the annotation of a GenBank genome assembly.
AUGCAUCAUGGCAACUUUGUGCAUCAACCGUGCAUCGUCGAUAUCGAAACUGGGUACAAGGAAUGUUCAGACCAAAGCGAUGCCAAGCUGGUGGAUGCUCUUUGGUAUGGAACCAUUCAGGUGGCAACCUCAGGCUUCGCAGAUCACGAUGAACCCCGAUUUCAAGCUGCAGCAGAAAUGUUCCGACAGAGAGAUUUGAUGUGGUUCCAGAUAAGGGUUGCUGCGUUGUUUUGUCACAUCGCAAUGGCGGAACCAGAUUAUUACCAGCUCAUUGGUGUGGACCGGAAUGCGACCUUGCAUGAAAUCAGGUCCAAAUUCCGAGCCAAAGUCUUGGCAGAGCAUCCGGACAAGGGCGGAGACCCCAAGAAGUUCCAAAUGCUCAACAAAGCCUACAACGUCUUGACAGAUACCGAGAAAAGACGUCGAUAUGACACCACUGGGCGAGCAGAGAAGUCCGCUGAGGAGGAGUUUGUGGAGGGCUUUGCGGGUGGCAGACACCACUUUGAGCCUAGAACCAAGGAACAGGACGAAAAGGCCAUCGUGAGUUUGCAGGAUCGCAUCAUCCAGGGCACCCAAACCCACGAGGAAGGCUUCGCAGAGUGGCUUCGGCAACGUGAUCAACAAGCCAUGGUCUUAACGGACAAGGACUUCAUGAAGACCCAUUUGUUCAACGCCUCCGAGUUGGCCACGAAGAUCUCGCACCCGGGCCCUGUGCAACACGUCCUGGGCUCGCCCAAGACCGACGCCUACGGACAGGCCCUGGGAGGUGCGGUGCAGGUGCAGGUGAAGCCCAGACCCUUGAAGAAGACCAUCGACCAUGAUGAGGUCUUGGUGCGUAUGUUGGCCGUCCCCGUGGAUGAAUCCAUGGUCUACGCCGACCUGAAAAAGACGGGGGUCUGUCUGGGCGUCACCGGUGUGGGCCGCGUGGAACAGGCGGGGACCCGGGUCGAGGACCUGAAGACCACCGACCCGGUGCUGGUGCUGCCGAAACCCGCCAAGUUCUCGUCGUCCCAUCCCAUUGGCACGGCAAGGACACUUUUGACGUGUGGCGAAGAAGACUUGUUGAGGAUUCCCAACGAGAUCUUGGAUGAGUUGACCCCGGAGCAAAUUUGCUUGACACCGACCAUUGUCUGCGCCUACACAGUGCUGGAGCAGUUCGGUUCCAAAUUGAAACCCGGAGACUCCGUCCUCCUCAAUGCGGCGCAUUUGUCCGCCUCCGGUUCAGCCCUGCUGCAGUUGUGCAAGUUGCUGAAGUUGAAACCUCUGUGUAUGUUGUCUCUUCCAGGUUCCCCGAAGAACUUGGCCAAGGGCGAGUAUGGUUCCAAAUCCGCCUGGGCUGAUGUGGAUUCCCGUGCUGCAGCGCCUCCCACAGUGCGACAGCAGUACGAGCGCAUCAGCGAGCUGCUGGUGACCAUGGGAGCUGAGGAGGUCUUCCCCGACGCCGUGGCGCUUCUGCGGUGGAGGGACCGGAACCAACGGAUGUUGCCCAAGUUGGCCCUGGAUGGGAUCGCCACCAGGGAUUCCUGUGAACAACUGAUUCACUGCUUGCAGUCAGGAGACAAGGAUGCUCAGAUUGUGGUCUAUGGCCAUGGCGUUGCUCAGCCACUGGAGAUCUCUCCCCCACUCCUGGCAGCCUGGGGUGGACGAAUCGCUGGCUUCAACAUCGCCCGUUGGGUCCAUUCCUUGUCCGGCAACGCCAAGAAGAUGAUGGCAGUGAUGGAGAAUGUGACCAAGCUGGUUCGUGCCAACAAGUUCGUGCUUGACACGGUGAUGUACAAAGUGGGAGAGGAUGCCAUCAGCGAUGCUUUCUCCCGAGCAGCUGAUGCGGCGGACAACACACAGGUGGUGCUUAUCUUCCCAACCCUUCAGGAGGAGCUGAGUCUGUCUCAUCAGGAACAGAAGGCUGAGAUGGAGAAGCAAGCCAGAGUUAAGGAAGAAGAAGCAGCAAAGAAGAGAGAGGAAGACGAGCGAGACAAGCUGAAGAAUUUGCUCUUCACAGACCAGUCCGUUGCCGCCAUGAGCCCCGAGGGCCCCUUGUCGACUGCUUACGAGGGUGGCAAUACCUCCAACCCCUCAGCCCUGUUGGUUUGGGUGGGAGACGAUCCAAAGUCUGACGCUGCAGCCAUGCGGGACAUCUCAGCCCAAGCCCCCAGUGCAGCACUGGUGUCUUUGGCCUGGUCUGAUCAUCCUGCCGGUGAGGCUUUCAACGAGUUCUCCCUGAAAUCGCCCGAAGUGGUGGAUGGAUCCUUCUACCUCCGAGAUCGACAAGGCUUCGAGAACCAGGACCUGGAUAUGUUGCACGACGUGGAGCUCUUGGGCCGUUGCUUAUUGGAAUCCAUCGAGCCCAAACUGGGGGAGUUCGGCCUCGACUGGGACAAGGUGGUGAUCAUGGGCUUCGGAAAGGGUGCAGGCAUUGCGCUCUAUGCAUCCUUGCUGAACAUUUUCCCCAAGCAGGUGUCUGCCAUGGUCCUCUUCAGUCCUAUCGUCCUCUUCCCAUCCUUCCUGGCUCAAAAGAUGGAGGCCCUGCGCAUGCCUGGUGCUGGCAAGAUGAAGGUCUUCACCGUGUGGGGCAAUCGCAACAGGUCGACACCUGGAACCUACCGACAGCUGUUGGCACAAACAUUGAAGAAGGCCAAGGAUGUGCACUGCACGCCCGACACUCUGCCAGAUGCGGACCAUUCCUUUGACAGCAAGAGCCGCUUGGUCUUGGCGAUCUUCAUCCCAGUGGGAAUGUCUUGCUGGAGCCACAAGCUGAAGGCAGGUUGUGCUGCCUGCGCUUCAGGGCAGGAGACGAAGCACUGGAAGUGUGUCACAACAGCUUCGCAGAACUUUCAGGGUGGAGGUGCCUGGCGACUGCGUCAUCUGCUUUCCAGUCACAAACUUCAAACCUUGAGCUUUUCAUCGGAUAGGAAGUUUGAGCAGUUCCUGGUGCGCUGCGAGGAUCUUGAUCUGGCUUCUCGCCUUCUGAUUGACGCCGGCUUUGCCGUGGGGCCCACCGGGCCCACCGAUCGCGCUAGCUCGGUCAGCAAAGGUGAGGGAGCAUGGCGGGUGGAAUCAGGGCCAAAGUUGGAGGAUCUCCAGGCGGUGUGCUCCUCGCCACAUCUCUUUCGAUUGGAGGCAGAGGUGUCGGGUCGCAAGAUCUAUGUCCAGGUUUGCAGUCGCCUGGAAUCGGGAGCACUGGUGGAGGCUAGUAGUGCGGGAGAGCUGCUCAAAGAAGCGGAGAGCAUCACCUUGGCGAAGACGUCGACGUCGAGUGAUUCCUCCGAUUCCUCGGCUCACUGGACGAGACUGGCUGAGCGAUGCACCGUGGUGUUGGAAUUGUGCGACAAUCCGGAGAAGCUGGUUGGCUAUUGGCUGUUCGCAAGUUCAGGUCUUUUUGCCUUGAUCUUGAGCCCCAGGUCAUGUGCCGCCGCGCGUUACGAGGGUCCCGUAGGCCAAGCCGCCCAGCUGGAGCUACACAGCUUGAGCCAUGCCAUCCUGGGCCAGGUGGAACGCCCGGGUCUUCUCAAGGUGCUUCGAAGUGCUUGGUCGGAGGCCGAGUCCCAGCCGGGCGUGUUCUACGAUGCCUCCAGCGAUGCUGGGACAAUUGAGGUGGAUGAGGAGGAGAAGCUCUUGGUGCAGCGGCAUGAGGAUGGAAGCGAGUUGCGUUGGCAUAUCUUGCGAAUGGAUGAGAACCCUUUCGCAGGGGCUGCCUCUGAUCCGUGUGGAGCUUGUGAUGGCUCCGAUGCAGAGGCGAACCAAAACCAGGAUGACAUCCGCAGUUCGCCAGGAAGGUCCAGGUCCCGGCGAAGGACCAUGAAGUCAGAGGAGGAGCCUACAGAGGUGACAAAGGAGUCGGUCAAAGAGAAGAAAAAAGUGAAAAAAGACAAAGUUCCGUUCAAAGCAGAGAAGGAAAAGAAAGAGAAGGGAGAGCGCAAAGACAGAAGGGAAAGGGAAGACCUUGAGCGCGAACGCGAGAGACAAAAGGCCCGGGAACGCGCAAGAGAAGCUGAACGGAAUGACAGGGCACGAGAACGUGAAGGCCGUGAAGCCCGUGAAGGCCGGGAAGGCCGGGAGAAAGAGAGAGAAAGCCGUGAAAAACCAAAGAGACAUUUGGAGAGGAGCCAUGCCUUUGACAAACCAGGCUUGCCAGCUGGACAGCCUCCGGUGCGCACAGCUGCCCCUGCGCAGAUUUCGCAAGCUCUUCCCAGUCAAGCCAAUGCAUCAGCCCUCCUGGCCGCCAUCAACCAGGCGAGUCAGGGCCACGAACACAAUCCAGAAGUGGAGACCUUUUUGUCCAUGAACUCGGUAGAACUACAUGCUGCCACGAAGCUGCGCGGUCUGCCGCGGCACCUACAACGGCAGGUCUUGGACCGAGGAUCUUUGAUGGGAGCCAGAGAUCCGUCAGCUGUGCUGAUCUCGCGCGUACGUGAUGCCAUGAUGUCUUCGGCCAUGACGACCAUGCCAUCCAUGCCGAUUCUGACCAUGACCCUGCCCAAUGGGCAGCAGGUGCAUCCCGCUGUGGAAGCUCUGAUCAUCCGCUUCGGCCUGGAUGCGCAGUGCGCGCAGCAACUGCGCCAGCUUCCCCUGCAACUGCAGGCCGUCGCCGCCGAACUGCCGGUGCAUGAAGCUCGAAACCCUUCGGCCUUUGUCAUGGCUCAGUUGCAGUUGCCCCGCUUCAAGCAAGCCGCCAAAGCAAUGAUGCAGAGGACGUGA